AGGGGGUUGCUGACCAGCCUCUGACAACACUGCUGAAAACUGCAAAAAUAAGAACAAAUUAAAAACGCAAUAGAACCUCCGCCUGAAAUGCAAUAUAAUCAUUUAAAAACUGCGCUCUGAUAGGUCGCUACACUAUUUAAAGGUGUUCAUCGCGUUGUACAUGUCCGGAAAAUUCAAGGGGGAGAUCCGAAAAGUGGGAAGCCCUUUGUGAUUGUUGUUUUUUGUAGAUAUUGUUUGGUGCGAUAUCCGUAGUUGGACUGGAUGGUAUGGUUUUGGUAGCGGUAGGGGGAAAGCAAUAGUGAUUUUCCAUAUUGAACGCUGACGGGAAAUGCCAGUCGGCACUACGAACAUGUUUCUAGCAACGUCGCUGUUUGUCGUCGCACUUCUGCAAACAGCCAACUCAUACUCGGUUCGAAUUACGGCGCCCGAUCAGGCACUUUUGGGAGCCACCGUAAACCUGUCCGCAACCCUAUACAAUGGCAAAGCACCCGACGAAGGAGGCCCCUACAGGUUCACCUGGAGUGACGGCGCAGACCAUCGAAAGGAAAUAGAGACCAGUAACUCUUCGUCGAAUUGGUCUGUCGCUUUCACCCAGGAGGGCAUCCAAUCCGUAAAAGUCGAGGUGGAUAAGAAGUACAUCUUUUGGAUAACCACUGGAGUGGGAAAGGCAUCGAUAACAAUUAACAAAUCCCUUGGUGGUAGCCUGCAACUAAUCCAGAAGAAUGUAAGUCGCACGCUGGAUUAUGUUUCCACCCAGGAAGUGGUGAAUCACAGAAUAUCACUGCCCGACGGGGACGAGCAGUACUUGCGUGAAAAGGGUUAUCAUAUUCAGACGUAUUGGUUUCAAAACUGCACAUAUCUUGGCAUGUCCACUGCCUUAGACUAUCAAGCAACAUAUCCGCAAGCUGAGCAAUACUAUAAUGUGGAAGCACUGGUCGUUGCAUCUAUGGAAGUGCCGCCGGAACCAACGCCCUCAACCACUACCACGACAACAACUACGACAACUACAACAACUACGACUACUACAACAACCACGACUACAACUACUACAACACCGGCAACAACAACCACAUCUACCACAACCACAACCAAAGCGCCGGCUCGUGCCAAACGGGACAUAAUUCAGGCCAUGCACACUAAUGCCGCUCUUCUUGGCCUUAACCUGACCACCGCUCUAAAGCAACAACAAGCUAAAGGAUCGACUGGCAAUCUGUCCGUAGCACUGGUCAAUCCUCUUGGAGUGCGACGCAUGUCCAAGCUCAAUUUGUUGCCUGGCACUGAGCUUCCCUUCGAUUGCGUGAGCAAAAAGAUCAUAGCUCAGGAUCCAAAAAAGAUAUACGGCUAUUACCAGCGACGCGUAGUUUCAAAGGAUCCCAUUUCUGGAUUUGGCACUACUGGGAAAAACUGGCUGCAGCACUGGGAGGUACUGAAAUUAAACGUAAACUGUAAGGGAUCCCCACCAUUUGAAGUUUGUCAACAGGUUUACAAAGCACCUUACAAUUCCACGGGCAACGAAACUUGUCUAAGCUAUGAAUCCACUGACAAGUGCUCAUUUGAAUAUAAGCGAUACUUUCUGGAGAGCAAAACCAUUUUGUUUUUCAUACGCAACGAGGUCUCACAGACCCUAAAUCAGGUUACAAUAAACAUGUACGAAGCUCAGCGCCAAUCCCAGCUUUCAGUCGUGGUUGUACCAGUCACUUGCACUUUAGUGGCCGUCAUUCUAGUUGUAUUUAGCGUGGCCUACUACAUACAGCGUGGAAAUCGGUUCACGGUUGAAGUAGCAGACUUUAAUUUCGGAGACACACAGUCGGUGGACAUGGAAUAUAAGACAUUCCCGCAGCGUUUAAUCGACAGCAUACGCGAUGCAUGCACCUGGCGGGGACAACGUCGCCAUUCGCAGUCGAGUACAGAUCUCAUGGCGGACGAGCCUCCCAGUCCUGGUUUGGGAGGCAACGUGGGCGACGUCGAUAGCAAUCUUCGAUACAAUACAUUCAACUAGGGCCUCCAAGCCCAAAGAGAUUGAAAUAUUGUACCUAAACGAAUUAAUCAAUUUGAUUUAAUUUCGGCGAUUAGUUUUUAUAUCCCGAUCCCCAGCAAUUUCUGGUUGACUGUCAUCGAUCGAAAUGGCGGACAAGGGACUAUUAUAUUGUUAUUAUUUUAUGAGCACAGUUCAGUGCUUUAGUCAUUUUCAUAUUGUACAUUGACGCCUUGAGGGCGGCAUAUAAAUCCAUAGGUACAUACACGUAUAGCAACGAUAGUAUCUUGUAUAUGUUUUCAUCUAUGUAUCUCCUUUUUUGUAAUCACUUUCUCAUUAUGUACAUCUCUGUCAAAAUCAACGCACAUAGUUGCUCAUUAUGGCCAAAUGUCGAGUAGUAAUUAAUCAUUCAAAUCGCAAUGUCGGAUGUGCAGCAUCCUUUUCGAUAUUGUUAAAGACUGUCUUUGUUCGAAAAAGAAAAAAUUUAAAUCUUGAAAGAUUUACCCUUAUGCUUAACAAGUUGUUUGUGACGUAAAGUUAAUGGCUAGCAUAAGUAAUUUGAUUGUUUCCAUUGUAAGGUGAUCCAAAUUCAAUGACAAAGACAAACGCAUCUCACACUAACACACAUGCGACACAAAUAUUCAUUGUGAUAGAUAAUAGAACAAACAGUAUGUAUAUGUUUAAAUAAAAAGUUUAAAAAAAUAUUAUGCUGAUAAACAUAAAAGUA
This is a messenger RNA of Drosophila bipectinata, 2702 nucleotides long. RefSeq lists its product as uncharacterized. Gene Ontology annotation, cellular component: plasma membrane. Lineage: Eukaryota; Metazoa; Arthropoda; Insecta; Diptera; Drosophilidae. The record is from RefSeq and is a predicted model, not a curated record.